ACAGAAACCUUGUGUGAAGUUAUGUGCAAAUGAUUGCGAUGAAUAUAUUCCAUUAUCUGUUUUAUCUUAAUGAUGUUCUUCUAUCCAUUUUAAGAGCUUUUUCUUAUUCCUUUGAUCAUAUUCAACAACUCUUAAUGACUUUGACUCUGAUCCAACAUUUAAAGGGCUGGUUGGUGUCGAUACAUUGUGCAAACCCUCUUGUCCGGGUGUAUGCACAAGGCUCAACUUUCUGUCUUAGCCAUCUUCUCUCGUUACUCACAAGGUAGGUGAUGCUUCAUGGUAGAGCCGACAAAACAGUCCAAUAAAGUUUUAACAGGGUGAUAAAACCUGGAACACUGGUGCAAUCACAUUUGACAUUUCAAACGAUUUCUUUAUGAAUGGGCUUUUGAACAUUGACCCCAUAAAAACAUAAUGUUUUGGUUAAUUAUUGAAUUUACUUUUUCACUUAUUCUUCCCUCCCAAUGUGUUUUUGGUUCAACAGAGUGAGCAUAAAGAGGAGUGCAAGAAGCCAAUGCUGUCAUUGUCUCUGUUGGCACCUGGAUAGCAGACUGGGAUCAACUGGAGAACAAUCUUGAAAUUGAAUGAUUUAAUCUCCAAGAAGCUUUUUUCCAGUCUUCAACUUACAAGGGUUUUUUCCAACUCGAUUCUUCAGUAACACUUACUGACAAUGUCUGUUUUUAACUUGCCUCCUGCUUGCCUCCCCAAUGCGACAUUCUGCACAGGCACAUCGUGCCUUGUUCCUUCCAGUGACUUCAAUGAAAUAUUGAGCCUGAGCCUGAGCAUCGUGCUCACCCUCCUGCUUGCAAUGGUCAUGUUUGCCAUGGGCUGCACGGUGGAUUCCACAAAACUGUGGGGUCACAUCAAGAAACCCUGGGGUAUCAUCAUCGGCUUCCUCUGCCAGUUUGGCAUCAUGCCUUUCACGGCCUUUGCAUUGUCAAUGGCCUUUAAUGUGCUGCCUAUACAGGCUGUUGUCAUUAUUAUUAUGGGCUGCUGUCCCGGAGGCUCCAACUCAAAUAUUAUCUGCUACUGGCUGGAUGGAGACAUGGACCUAAGCAUCAGUAUGACAACCUGUUCCUCCAUACUGGCUUUGGGCAUGAUGCCUCUCUGUCUGCUCAUUUAUACCUCCAUUUGGACUGAUGUCAGCACCAUCCAGAUCCCAUAUGACAGUAUUGGUAUUACACUUGCGUCAAUUCUUAUCCCGAUUAGUCUGGGAAUGUACGUCAAACACAAGUGGCCCCACUUGGCAAAGAAAAUCCUCAAGAUAGGAGCCAUAUUUGGCAUUGCUCUCAUCAUCAUCGUAUCUGUUGUUGGUGGAAUCCUUUACCAGUCCUCCUGGAUUAUCUCGCCCUCUUUAUGGAUCAUCGGCACAGUCUACCCUUUCAUUGGCUUCGGUCUUGGCUUUGCCUUGGCUUGCUUUGUGGGUCAACCUUGGUACAGGUGUCGAACUAUCGCACUGGAGACGGGUAUGCAGAACGCCCAGUUAGCCAGCACGAUGGUCCAGCUGUCAUUCAGCUCUGCUGAGUUGGAGGUCAUGUUUGCAUUCCCACUCAUCUACAGCAUUUUCCAGCUGGUCAUGGCACUCUUGUGUAGCAGUCUACCAGGCAUACAAACGUGCACAAAGUCAAGGUUCAUCGGAGGCCAAUGGACAGUCUGGCGAUGUGGAGCCAGGAAAAGUAAAGGAACGUGUUAUGGAGAAUGGAGGCUUUCAGUUUGAUGAGAAUUUCAACACCGAGGGAACGUAUAAGAGCUUGGAUAAGAAUAUCCAGAUGUGAGGCAACAGCGCUGCAAAAAUACUGACUUUGUAAUGG
Molecule: messenger RNA, 1808 nt
Organism: Thalassophryne amazonica
Lineage: Eukaryota; Metazoa; Chordata; Actinopteri; Batrachoidiformes; Batrachoididae
Gene: slc10a2
Product: solute carrier family 10 member 2
Exons: 6
Coding region: 668-1714 (348 amino acids)
Biological process (GO): bile acid and bile salt transport
Cellular component (GO): apical plasma membrane
Molecular function (GO): bile acid:sodium symporter activity
Source: RefSeq, a predicted model, not a curated record